Messenger RNA from Morus notabilis, 2145 nucleotides. RefSeq names its product probable polyamine transporter At3g19553. The coding region runs from base 225 to 1736 and encodes 503 amino acids. The record is from RefSeq and is a predicted model, not a curated record. Gene Ontology annotation, cellular component: membrane. Lineage: Eukaryota; Viridiplantae; Streptophyta; Magnoliopsida; Rosales; Moraceae. The transcript is spliced from 3 exons. Gene Ontology annotation, molecular function: transmembrane transporter activity. Gene Ontology annotation, biological process: transmembrane transport.
UCUAUGGUUGGGCAUAACGUGUAAGCCAAAUGUCAAACCUUUGACUUCUCCUUGUUCAAGAGAUGAGCUUCUCCACCACUCCCAAAAAAAGAUCUGGAUUUGGCAAUCUUCCCAAGAUGUUUGGGAUUCAAACUGUGUUUUACAACAGCUCCAAAACAUUGAAUCCCACAAUUUAACUAAAGAUCUCAAGAGUUCUCAUUUUGGUAAAUCCUCCAAAACAGGGAAUGACAAGUAAUGGCGAGAAUAUUGCUGUUAUCAAGAAAACACCAAAACUUACUCUUCUUCCUCUUAUUGCUUUGAUAUUCUAUGAUGUUUCUGGGGGUCCUUUUGGAGUUGAGGAUUCAGUAAAGGCCGGUGGUGGACCUCUUUUGUCUUUGCUUGGUUUCUUGAUAUUUCCUUUCAUUUGGAGCAUCCCUGAAGCUUUGGUAACAGCAGAACUAGCCACAAGCUUCCCCGAAAAUGGAGGGUAUGUGCUUUGGAUAUCAACAGCAUUUGGGCCAUUCUGGGGGUUCCAAGAAGGGUUUUGGAAAUGGUUUAGUGGGGUUAUGGAUAAUGCCCUUUAUCCUGUUUUGUUCCUUGAUUAUCUUAAGCACUCGAUACCGAUCUUCAAUCGAUUAGUAGCUCGAAUUCCAGCUCUUUUGGGGCUUACAGUUUCAUUGACUUACUUGAACUACCGAGGUCUGCAUGUUGUCGGGUUUUCGGCUGUUGCUCUUGCCGUCUUCUCGCUUUUCCCCUUUGUUGUGAUGGGUGUUCUUUCGAUUCCUAGAAUUAGUCCUAAGCAUUGGCUUGUGGUGGACUUCAAGAAGGUGGACUGGAGAGGGUACUUCAAUACCAUGUUUUGGAAUCUGAACUAUUGGGAUAAGGCAAGUACUCUUGCAGGGGAGGUUGAAAAUCCGAGUAAAACGUUCCCCAUGGCGCUUUUUGGGGCUGUGGUCUUGGUGGUUUCUUCGUAUUUGGUCCCGCUUCUUGCUGGGACAGGAGCUCUUGGAGCCAAUUAUGGUGCAUGGAGUGAUGGGUACUUUGCGGAAGUUGGACUGUUAAUUGGUGGCUCUUGGCUCAAGUGGUGGAUUCAGGCGGCGGCUGCAAUGUCAAACAUGGGGUUGUUUGAAGCAGAAAUGAGUGGUGAUGCUUUUCAGCUUCUCGGGAUGAGUGAGAUGGGAAUGCUUCCUGCUAUCUUUGCUUCAAGUUUGGCGUAUUUAAAUCAAUUUCAUAGGUCGAAGCACGGGACGCCCACCAUUAGCAUUUUGCUUUCCGCUACCGGAGUCAUCUUCCUAUCUUGGAUGAGUUUUCAAGAGAUAUUGGAAUUUCUGAACUUCUUAUACUCCAUUGGAAUGCUACUCGAGUUUGCAGCUUUUAUAAAACUGAGAAUCAAGAAGCCAGACCUUCACAGACCUUACAAAGUGCCCUUCCAAACAUUUGGGGCAAUCAUGCUUUGUGUGCCUCCUGCAUUGUUGCUUGUUCUUGUCAUGUGUUUGGCUUCUUUGAGGACAUUCUUUGCGAGUGGUGCAGUAAUUAUUGUGGGGCUUUUAUUGUACCGCAUUUUAGUUCUUGUAAAGGAUAGGAACUUGAUGCAAUUUUGUUCCGAACAACCUGCUGUGGAAAGCCACUCAGUUGUGUCACAACAACUCCAAGAAGUUGCAGACGAGGCUGCGAUCGGCCUUCUCUCGGACUUGUCUGCUAAGACGGAAGAAGAAUCCUCAGAAAUCCGCUUUGAAGGCGUCCUGAAAGUCGAUUAAAGUGGUCCGUUUUAACUAUUGAAUUAUAACUAUAUUGAUGGCUAACUCUCCACAUAAUCAGGUUCACCGCUAUGGAGAACCACAUUACUAAUUCUUUGGCUUGUUCACCAUAUUUCUUUUUACAUAUGGAGUUUGCAAAGACUGGAGUAGAUAACCCAGAACUCUGCAUACAAAAACUAUGUUUAUUAUGUUGGCAGACGCAGAGCACAAAGUUUCAAACGUGAACCUUUGCGUGGUGUCAUUUAAAAAACUAACUUUUCCAAAAAUACUUUCUUCUUAAUGAGCAAACCAGACUGGAAAAGGAAAAAAAAUAGCAUAAAAAGGCCUAUAGAGCGGGAUGGAAAGGCCUUUUGACAUGACUUGGUUCUACUUUGCUUGCUACCACAAUUCUUUGUAUUACACGUCUUAA